CUCUGCUUUUGUCGCGCAGUUUGACAAAGUGGAUGUCGAUCAUAAAAUCUUUCCUUAAGAAAUUCAAGGCUGUUGAUGAGCCUAAGAAGAAGCCAUUUUCAGACGGGAUUGAAAGAAACGUCAAUCCAACUGAUAUAUGGGAAAUUAUCUCAGAGCUUGGAGAUGGCGCAUUUGGGAAGGUGUAUAAGACUCGCAAACGUGAUAACGAGUUAUGUGCCGCCUUAAAGAGGGUGGAGUUUGACUCUGAAGAUGAGCUUGAGGAUUUUAUGGUUGAGAUAGACAUUCUAACCAACUUCAAACAUAAAAAUAUCCUUUCACUACACGAAGUUUACAUAUACGAUAACAAGUUAUGGAUGUAUCUGGAACUUUGUGGUGGUGGUGCUUUGGAUUCGCUUAUGGAAAAACUUGAAAAACCUUUGACAGAGCCACAAAUAAGAUUUAUUUCUCAUGAGGUCCUCGAGGGUCUUGGGUUUUUGCACGAGAACUUAAUCAUUCACAGAGAUAUGAAGGCUGGGAACAUUUUGCUAACAGUUAAUUACGAGGUCAAACUCGCUGAUUUUGGAGUCUCAGCAAAAUUGGCAGACGAAAGACAAAGGCGAUCAACAUUUAUUGGAACUCCUUACUGGAUGGCUCCGGAGGUUAUCACUUGUGAGACUUUCAAGGAUGCCCCUUACAACUGGAAAGCUGACAUUUGGUCUUUUGGCAUAACUUUAAUCGAAUUGGCUCAAAUGAGACCACCGCAUAAUUCAAUUAAUCCAACACGUGUCCUUUUGAAAAUUUCCAAAUCAGAUCCACCUGUAUUAUCUAAACCACAUUUAUGGUCUCCAAAAUUCAAUAAAUUCUUGUCACGUAUUCUUCAAAAGGAUCCAAAUCAAAGACCAGAAUGUAAAGAUCUCUUAUUAGAUCCAUUUGUAUCUGAUGUAAAGGAGAGUGAUCGUAAGGUGAUUCAAAUAUUGUUAUGUGAAGCCAAUGCAGAUAUUAUAGAGACUGUUGAAGAUCUUGAUCCAAAUGAACCUAUCGAUGAAAUUGAUGACAAUGAGAUAGGUGCACUUAUACUACCAGAUUCAACAAAACUAUCUAUCCCUGUUGAAGAGGAAUAUGAAGAAGAUGAAGAGAAUAAUAGUAAUAAUACUACUAAUAAUAAUACUAAUAGUAGUACAGAUGAUCAGUCGUCAUCAUCUAGUAAAGAUGUGAAACAUGGCAGCACUGGCACUGGUGGUGGUGACAGUGGUGUCGGUCUUAGUCGGGCGAAUUCAGAUGAUCGACAUGAAACUGAAACUCCGUCAAAGGUCACUUCAUCAGAUGGGACGGUGGCAUUGAAGAAUGAGGUUAUGCAUGAAGUAGUCAAUCAGCUGAUUACAGACGUGAUCACAUCUGAUACUCAAGCACCGUCAAUAUCAUCUUGUGUCUAUGAAAUUAUGCAAGAAUAUAGUUCAAGUAUGGAGAAGACACCGAAUAGUACUUCUGAACGUAGUACUACUGAUAAUGAGCGUGUUAUCGAUACAGCCAAUGGUGUUCGUAAAGAAGUUAUACCUCCUAAGAAGGAGUUAACAUCGUCAGAUACUACGAAUAAUAAACCUGUUGUUAAUAAUCAAGCGUUAUCGAACCCUUCCUCUUCUACGUCUUCUUCUUCAAGUGGUCACUCCAAUAAUAGUAAUAAUGUCAAUAUGGUUACAUCACCGUUGAAACGUCAAAAUAGUGCCUAUCGGACAAGAACAAGAACUCGUCGAUUUGUUAUAGAUGGUCAAGUAGUCACUACAACCUCUAAGCAUAUUGUUAACACGAAUUCAGAAGAAAGAAGAUUUCAUGAAGAUGAACAGGUUAAGCGUAAAGCUGUUCUACGUGCAUUCAGGAUAUUAGCAAAGCAAGAAGCACAUCAAACACGUGAGCUAAAUGAACGUGCACAACAACAAAUGGAAAUAUUAGAAAGUAAAAUGAAUGCAGAAUAUUCAGCCUUGACCAAAUCAUAUGAUCAGAAAAUGGAAGUUGUUAUACGCAAUUGUAAACUACAAAUGGAACGGUUAGAUAAAGAAUUCGAAUUGGAAAUGAAACGUAUUCGAUCAGAAACAUCCAAAGAAGAGCGGACAUUUAAAGAUCGUUUAAAAAGUGAAAUUGACACGUAUGAUCGUGCAAUGCGUAAAGCUGCUAAACGUGAAUUAAAUAAACUUGAUCAGGAUACUGUAAAAUCGAAUUCAUCAUUAGCAUCAUUAAAUUCAAAUCAGUCGACUAACUCUCUGGUUUGUCAACGUUUAACUUUAUUCCGUGAAGAUCAAGCCUCUCGUGUCAAUAGUCGUAUUUAUGAAUUACACAGUGAAUAUAAUCGACGUCGAAGUGUACUGCGCAAUGAAAAUCUUAGUGAAACGCAUACACUACGAUUGAAUUUUGAAGAAGACAAAUGGAAAUUGGAACAACGUUAUUUAUGCAUGAAACACCAGUUGGAUAGAAAUCGUCUAUUGGAUUUAUUUAUGAUUAAACGAGAACAAUUAACUGGUCGAUCAGAACUUGAAUUGACUGAAUUAAAACAGACAAUCAACAUGGAACGCAGUAAACUACAGACUAUACAUUCUAUAGAGAGGAAAAACUUUACCAAAUCUAUGAAGGCAUUAAAUAAACGCAGUAUUUUAACGUUACAACGGCAAUCUCGGAUCACUGCACAACAGAUGGAUGAAAAUCAAAAGCGUAUGAAUCAAGAAUUGGCACAGCUAGAGGCUAAACAAAAAGCUCAAUGUGAAGCAUUGGAACAAAGUAUUCACUAUCGAUUAAAAGAAUUAGAACAAAGUGUUAUUGAAAAACGUAAUGCUUUAAUUGAUCAAGAGACAAUACGAUUACAAGAAUUAGAUAUUAAACAUCAAAAUGAAUUACGUAUAUACACGGAAUCAUUACCUCGUACUAAGACUGUAUUAAAAGAACAAUUUGCUCAAGAGUUUAAAGAAGAUUCACUGAAGACAAAUGGUGGCGGUGGUAACAGUUACUCCUCCUCCUCCUACUCCUUAUACGGCAGUCCAAAAUCUAGGCAUAAACAUUCCAUUCCCAGACCAAUAACCAGUCUGGCAAAUGUGCGUUGGGGUACACUGUCCAAUUCCAGUAACAACACAACACCAGAAUCACGUCCCAGUCGCAUCAUUACUUUAUUCUCUCAAGAAGUCAAUAAUAGUACGAAUUCUUUGAGAACUCGAGACACUAAAUAAAUAAAUGAUGAUAAAAGUUGGAAGGUGGUGCUUGCGCUACAGAUCAACGCGCUCUUCAUUUUUCUUUUUUUAUUCUUUUUUAAAAAAACGCCUAUGGUUGUGAUUAUCCUACCUUUUUACAAACACCCACCCACCCACAGACAGUGCCUAUCUUUUGUUUUCUUUAUUAUUUUAAGUGAGAUGAAUACGCGUCAAAUGUGACAAAAGACAACUCAUAAUUAUUGGGUGUUUUUUUUUGUUUUUCAUUCCUACUGUGUAUGUAUACCGGCUUUUUCUAUCUCUCGCUCUCUUCAAUCGUUGAGAUAAUCCCUAAUCGUCUUCCUUAUGAUUGUG
Trichobilharzia szidati is the source of this 3521-nucleotide messenger RNA. Lineage: Eukaryota; Metazoa; Platyhelminthes; Trematoda; Strigeidida; Schistosomatidae. The record is from the annotation of a GenBank genome assembly.